AUGGUGGAUGUAACCGAAAGAAUCAAAACAAUUACCAAUAAUUAUAAAAUAACGAAAAAAGAGUACAUUGAAACCUUCAUGAAUAUAUGUCGCGAUUUGAAGUUUUCACCCACCUCUCAUAAAGAGACUAUCAAAAGCGGAAGGCUAGAGUGUGCCAAAGUCUUGAAUGCUACAAUCAAGAAAAACAUUCUCAAAAUGUUUAUAGAUGCAGAUGGAUUGUCGUUGAUAUCUGAAUGGAUUACGGAUGCUUUGGAUCAAAUCGAUGAAAACCUCAUAAAGGAACUGGUCAAUGCUAUAAAGGACAAGUUAAACAAUUGUGGUGGACUUACUGUUGCAAAUGUCAAAAAAUCAAAAAUUGGUAAAGCUUUAAAUUCAGUGACCAAGUCAACCAUUAUUUCUAAACCAAUAAAGACCAGUGUUGAUGAAUUGAUUCAAGACUGGAAACAAAAAUUCGUGCAAGAGACAUCAACGACUGACUCAAAGAAAAAAUCAUCAACACUUGCAGCAACAAGCACGACAAGCGCCACGUCAAGCAAUGCUGAGAAGAGAAAACAAAGACCUGAAAGUGACAACACAGAAAAUGCAUCCACCUCAAUGUCACCAACUAUUGAUACUUCAAUACCCAUGAAAAAGAAAGUUAAAACCGAUGACAGAUCUCCCACUACAACAACCUUAGACGAGGCUUCAUCGUCUUCCACUGGAAAGAAAAAGAAAAAAGUGAGUUGGUCUUCGACUCUAGAACAAGUCCAAAUGAUUGAACCUAGGUCUGCCUAUAUAGAAGAAAAUGCAGGACAAAAUUCAAAUGGAAGUCACAAGACUGUUCAAGAAUUGAUGAAUGAAGAAAAAUCAAGAGAAAGGACAUUACUCAAUCAACAAAGACAAUUGAAACAAUUAAUUUUAUCAAACAUGACAAAUACAGUGAAUGGAGUGAGUCCUCUAAGGCCUAUAUUAGUAGAACACAAGUCAGACCAAAUUCCAGAUUUAUCAAGCACAGAGGCUUCAAGAAUUGCUGCAGAAGUGAAAAAAUCCCAAUCUAAGAUGGUUAUUGAUUCUCCUAAAUCUCCAGAUACAGUGCCAAAUAUUGCAGAGAUUUCAAAUUUACUCAAUGCUACCUUUGGUACUCUCAAUCGUCUUAAUCCAAUACCAAUUACCAACAUUUCCACUGGACAAACGAGCUCAAUGCCAACUUCCUAUGUCAACAAUCCUUCGACAUUCCCAACAACGUCGACACCACACCACCACACCAUAGUUUCUCCAUCUCAUCCAAUUUCUCCAUCUGUGGCCACCACCGUUUUUCAACAAUCACCUUAUUACCGGCCACAACCUUCACCACAACAGCAACCACCCUCAAUGAUGAUGAUGACAACAAACAUUUCCCAACCACCUCAUCCAUCUCAACCAUCACAUCAUCCAUCUCGUCAACCUAAUCACCACCAUCAUCCUCACAAUCGUCAAUCAUCCAACAGAAGUCAACAACAAUCAAAGCCAAGACCUCCUCUAAAUCCUCCUCCACCUCCACAAGGUCCUGUUGAGCCAAGAUCAUUCAAGCCCAUAAAAUGUUUGUUUUACCUUAAAGGAAAUUGUAAAAAUGGUACCAAGUGUGGAUUUUAUCAUGAAGGAUAUGACAUUCCACCUCAAGAGGGCGUUGAGGAAUACAACUUUGAGAAAGCCAAGUACUUCCAAUCCUUGAAAAACACUACGGUUGGACCACCAUCCGCACCAAACAAUUCUCAGAGAAGAUAA
Naegleria lovaniensis is the source of this 1743-nucleotide messenger RNA. RefSeq lists its product as uncharacterized. Bases 1 to 1743 code for a protein of 580 amino acids. Lineage: Eukaryota; Heterolobosea; Eutetramitea; Acrasida; Naegleriidae. Gene Ontology annotation, molecular function: metal ion binding. The record is from RefSeq and is a predicted model, not a curated record. The transcript has 3 exons.